This is a messenger RNA of Physeter macrocephalus (sperm whale), 7097 nucleotides long. It is a transcript of the gene SLCO4A1, whose product is annotated as solute carrier organic anion transporter family member 4A1. Gene Ontology annotation, cellular component: plasma membrane. The transcript is spliced from 12 exons. The record is from RefSeq and is a predicted model, not a curated record. Gene Ontology annotation, molecular function: protein binding; thyroid hormone transmembrane transporter activity. Gene Ontology annotation, biological process: sodium-independent organic anion transport; transmembrane transport. Bases 3418 to 6162 code for a protein of 914 amino acids. Lineage: Eukaryota; Metazoa; Chordata; Mammalia; Artiodactyla; Physeteridae.
GGAUCUUCAGUCUGUGAAUCACAAGCCAGUGAUGUACGUGAUCGUGGGUUGACUUUAUGUGUUUAGGUCAGAAAUCAGAGCUCUUAGCGCAGGUAACCUUUACGCUGACCUGGAGCUGUUUGGGCCACGCACCACCGGCAUUGGAGUCUGGUUGAGGGCUUUAUUUUCAAAUAGGAAGGACUCUGUUUCUUCAUGACCAUUCCUAGUUGCGCUAGCUCAGCCAUCUGGCCGCCUCCUGAGCCCUGCCGGGGCCCGAUCCUUCCCGCCGCGGCCCCUGCAUUUCUCCCUGCGGGGGAUUGGCGGCACGGUUAAACAAGCUCAGAGCUGGGGGGCAGCAGUUCUGCAGAUCCCUCCUGGGAAGGCCCACCACCAAUCAUAAUUCCCCGGCCCAGUACUGACCAUCCAUCCCCACAGGCCGCUGGACCGACCUCUCAGAGCAGCCGCUGCCCCUCGGCCUGCCUGGACGCCUUCCCUUUGGGUCCAUCCCAGCUGGGAAGGGGGUCCGGGGCCCUGCUGCUUAUGUGCGUGCGUUCACGUGUUUCCGUGUGGAAGGUGUGUGCACAGAUGGGUGUGUGUGUGUGCACACCGUGGAGGAAUGCACCCCACAGCACGGACACGCGGCCGCCUUUGGGCAAGGUCGAGCUUUUUCCGCGUUUCUGUUCCGGGAGCCGUCUGAGCCGCGGGGCUGGCGGGAAGCCGCGCUGUGCCGUCUUGGGGCUCACACCUGUUACCGUCUGCUCUGUUCCAUGGUGGCCCAAGUGCCUACAGAACCUGCUUGGGGAGCAGGUGCGUGGCUUUCUGUCCCUCCAGGAGGCUUGAUGGUCCUCCAGGCAGCGUGAACUUUGCUCCUUCCGUGGGCACCCUCCUAGUCUGCUUGACCGAGCCUGGCGCGCCAGGGCGCACGGAGGAGGUGGUGGCUCUACAGAUACAACCCUGGGCGUGGUCGCGGGCCCUGGGGAAUGACUGAGGUGGAAUUUUUCCUGUCCACGCUCGGCCUCAAGAUCUGGCUGCUGAUCACCUGGCAGUGCCAGUUUCCAGAGCCAAGAGUUGGCCCCGUGUGUCAACGCCACACAAUUGGUCGUGGUUCUUUGAAUAAAACGUUGGCGAGGACGGCCAACGCGCUCGUGGGCUCUGAAGCCGGACCACGUGGUCUCGUCCUAACCGGCCCUGGAUGGCUGUGUGGCCUUGGGGAAACGGCUGGCUCCUCUGGGCCCACUUCCCUUUCCUGUGAGAUGGGCUGUGCGCGGAGCUCAGACUCUGCCAGGAAGUGGGAUGCUGCAGUGUCUUAUGGCACUUGCGCCCACGGCCUGGCCCCAGGGAAGGCAGGAGAGGAGGCCAGGGUGAGGCUAAAAUUAGCUAAGACGGCGCGGCUGAGGAGCAGGCAGAGGUCUGGCAGAAAGACCUGGCGCCCCAGCCUCAACGCACGGGGUGCGAGGGGGUCAGGAGAGGCGGAGCUCCCGGACCCCCCCAACGCAAAACUGCCUCCCAGACCUGGGUGUGGUCCUAGCACGGCCCACUCCCCUCACCCUGGACUGCUUCCCAGUUUGCAAGGUUAACACAAGAUAAAGCCAAUCUUCUGUUUAAAAACAGUCCUAACCUGGCGGUCCAGUGGUUAGGACUUCGCGCUCCCAGGGCAGGGGGCACAGGUUCGAUCCUUGGUCGGGAACUAAGAUCCCGCGUGCCGCGUGGCGCGGCCAAAAAACAAAAAGACAAAACAAAACAAGCAAACAAACAGAAACCAGCCCACAGAAGCCAAAAACCUGCCGUCGCAAGGGCUGAAGGAUCUGUCUGUGGCCAGGAUGGCUGAAAAGUCCUCUUUGCUCUCUGCCAGCAGGGCCCAUGCCAGGCGCGGCUCCCCCAGAGGCACUCCCGAUGUGCCCUCCCCGCCCCGCCGCCCAGGAGACUCGGUGGUACCGCCCUCUGCACUCACCACUGGGCUCACAUCCUGUUCUGAGUGUCUGUUAGGCUCCACCUCCCCCCAGGCCCGUGGUCUCCUGAAAGCCGGGCCUCCUCGGGGGCUGCGUGAGUGUCCUGUAACGAAGGACCACAAACUGAGGGCUUAAAAGAACAGAACUCUAUUCCCCGCCCAGUUCUGGAGGCCAAGAGUCUGAAGUCAGGGUGGGGGCAGGGCUACCCUCCCUCUGGAGGCUCCAGGGGAGGGUCCUUCCCGCCUCUCCCAGCUUCCCCCAGGCGUCCUUGGCUUGUGGCCUCAUCACUGUAGUUUCUGCUUCCGCCAUCACGUGGCUUCUCUGAUAAGGACACCGUCGCUGGAUUUGGGGCCCUCCCCAAGCCAGGAGGACCUCACCUCAAACCACCGAUCACAUCUGCAAAGACACUUUUUCCAAAUAAGGUCAUGCUCGGGGCCGGGGGGAUGUAUCUUUUCGGGCCGGGUGUGGGGAACCACCAUUCUGCCCCUGCGUGUUCCCAGCUCGGGGCCCAGCAGGGUGGUACUCUGUGACUAGCUGCCUGAAGGACUCCGUCCACCAAGUCUAAUCUGAGACAAGUCUGGGGGCGGCGUCAGCCCUCUGGGCAGCGGCCUCUCCCGACAUCACUGACACCCGUGCGCAGUGGGGGUUCUGAGGCCGCCUCGGGGCCCUGAGUGGCCGCGGGUUCUCCCCGUGUGCCUGUCAGGGUCCAGAGUCCCUCCUUUAAGGGACAGUAGCCGUAGUGGACCAGGCACCCCCCCCCCCCAACGUGACCUCGUUUUACUUGUCACCUCCUUAGAGGCCCCCCCCUCCAAAUCACUCACAUUCCAGGGAGCUGGGGCUUAGGGUCCCAGCUAUCUUCUUUGGGGGACACGGUUCGGCCCAGAGCGAGAGGUAACCCGAUGGAUGUGUGUGGAGUUCAGCAGAAGACCCUCGCACAGGGGCCCAGGGGCUGUGGGUACAAUCAAGAUCAGGUGUUUCCUAUCACAGCGACUGUACCUGUGCUGACCGGUUUACUUCUGUUGGGAAAAUCAGCGUUUUUCCUCUUAAGAUGCAGAGUGGUUGUCACCACCUGGGGGGUCCAGAAGGAUCUGUUUACCUGGCAAUAGGUCCCGCCUUUUCUCAAAGCUUGGGGGUGUUAGGGGUGUGCGGGAGCCCCGGGAGCCUCGCGAUGCAGCCAUUUCUCAGGCCCGACUGAGCUCUUUUGGUCCGUGGGCUGGGAGUCAAAGUGAGGGCCCAGGUAGGGCCACGGAAACAGGCCGGGCUGGGAGUUUGCAGAAAGAUGGAGUGCUGCCACAGUGUCCCUUGACCCUGUCUGCGGGGCUGCGACCUGCAGCGGUUUCAGCAUCUCGAGAGGCCAGCCACGGGCGAGGCCCAGCGCCAGCCUACCCUCCAGCCCGGUGCCAUCCCGGGGGCCCGGGUGGGCCUGCCUGUACCCCCUUCCUCAUUUCCCACACUCUCCACACGCUGGACUAAGCUGGAUUUCCCUCUCAUGCUAAAGAGCCCAAGGCCGGCCGGGUGUGAGUUCAGGGAAGAAUGGAGGCUGGGCUUGGAGUUGAGGGCGGGAGCGGCCGGCUGCCCCUGGCGGAGCGCACAGCCCAGGCCGGCGAGCCGAGGCCGUGGGGAAGGUGUGGGUCGGGGUGGUCCAGGGGCUCACGUGGCGUCUGACUCAGCCCUGCUGUCUCAGCUCCACUCUCAGCUCUGUGGCCUCAUUCCGGCCGGGGGCUGCCCUGAGGGUGCGGGUCUGGAUUCGGGGAGGGGGCUGGUCAGAAAGCCGCCCUCACCGGGCUGGGGAGCCCGACGGGCAGAGCCGUCGGUGCCCCCGGGGACGGGCUGGGGGAGGGUUCUCCUGGAGAUGGAUUCUUCCCGCAGGCCGGACCGCCGCUGGAAUCCUGCAUCCACGCCCUCUGCCGACGCUGUCACGCCCUUGGAGAUGCCGCAGCACUCGACGGGGGACAAGCACUUCGCCUCGAUGCCGCAGCUGCUCUUCCCCAGCCCCCCGCUGGCCACCGACAGCGAGUGUAGCUGCACGCCCCCCAGCAGGCGGGCGUCCCUUGGCUCGCCCCUGAGCCAGCCGCUGUGCCAGCCGCGGCCUGAGGCACGCGGGCCCCGGGCGGCCCGGGAGGUGCGCUACGUGGCGACGGGCCGGCCGGCCGAGGCCUGCGGCUGGCGGGCCUUCGCGCCCACGUGCCUACAGGCCUUCAACACACCCCGGGGCUUCCUGCUCUUCCUGUGCGCGGCCUCCUUCCUGCAGGGCAUGACGGUGAACGGCUUCAUCAACGCCGUCAUCACAUCCAUCGAGCGGCGCUAUGACCUGCACAGCUACCACAGCGGCCUCAUCGCCAGCUCCUACGACGUGGCCGCCUGCCUCUGCCUCACCUUCGUUGGCUACUUCGGGGGCCACGGCCACAAGCCUCGCUGGCUGGGCUGGGGCGUGCUGGUCAUGGGCGCUGGCUCGCUGGUCUUCUCACUGCCCCACUUCACCACCGGCCCCUACGAGGUGCAGGUGGACGAGGCCGUCGGAACGUGCCGGGCCAACCGCAGCACGACCUGCGGGGGCCGCGCCUCUGGCCCGUCCGGCUACCAGCUGGUCUUCAUGCUGGGCCAGUUCCUGCACGGCGUGGGCGCCACCCCGCUCUACACGCUGGGCGUCACCUACCUGGACGAGAAUGUCAAGUCCAGCUACUCGCCUGUCUACAUCGCCGUCUUCUACACCGCGGCCAUCCUUGGCCCCGCAGCCGGCUACCUGGUCGGAGGUGCCCUGCUGAAUAUUUACACCGAAAUAGGCCACCGGACGGAGCUGACCACCGAGAGCCCGCUGUGGGUCGGCGCCUGGUGGGUGGGCUUCCUGGGCACUGGAGCGGCCGCCUUCCUCAUCGCCGUGCCCAUCCUCAGCUACCCGCGGCAGCUGCCAGGCUCCCAGCGCUACGUGGUCAUGAGAGCAUCCGAAAUACACCAGUUAAAGGACGGCAGCCACAGGGUGACCAGCAAUCCUGACUUCGGGAAAACCAUCAGAGACCUGCCUCUCUCCAUCUGGCUCCUCCUGAAGAACCAUACGUUCAUCCUGCUCUGCCUGGCCGGGGCCACCGAGGCCACGCUCAUCGCUGGCAUGUCCACGUUUGGCCCCAAGUUCCUGGAGUCCCAGUUCAGCCUCAGUGCCUCGGAAGCUGCCACCUUGUUUGGGUACCUGGUGGUGCCGGCAGGUGGCGGAGGCACGUUCCUGGGCGGCUUCUUUGUGAACAAGUGCAAGCUCCGAGGCUCAGGCAUCAUCAAGUUCUGCCUGCUCUGCACCCUGAUCAGCAUGCUGGCCUUCCUCGUCUUCUUCAUGCACUGCCCCAACGUGCCCAUGGCGGGCGUGACCGCCAGCUACAACGGGAGCCUCCUGCCCCAAGGCCACCUGGGGCUGACAGCUGCCUGCAACGCCGCCUGCGGCUGCCGGCCAGAGCACUACAGCCCCGUGUGCGGCCCCGACGGCCUCGCGUACUACUCGCCCUGCCACGCGGGGUGCCCGGGGGCGGCCUCGCCCGGCCCCGGUGGCCAGAAGGUGUACCGAGACUGUAGCUGUGUCCCUCGGAACCUGUCCUCUGGUUUUGGCCUCGCUGCCGCAGGGAAAUGCACUUCAAGUUGCCAGAGGAAGCCCCUCCUUCUGGUUUCCGUAUUCGUUGUAAUUGUCUUCACCUUUCUCAGCAGCAUUCCUGCACUCACGGCAACUCUACGGUGUGUCUGUGCCCAGCAGCGAUCCUUUGCACUAGGAAUCCAGUGGCUCAUGGUUAGAACCCUAGGGGGCAUCCCGGGCCCCAUCGCCUUCGGCUGGGUGAUCGACAAGGCAUGCCUGCUCUGGCAGAACCAGUGCGGCCAGCAGGGCUCCUGCUUCGUGUACCAGAACUCGGCCAUGAGCCAGUACCUGCUUAUCGCAGGGCUGGCGUACAAGGGUCCCUCGGCCAGAGCAGCAGGCUGGACCCCGGGACGGCUGUCUGCCCAGAUAGUCCCCCCGCGGCCUCGGCACAGGGGUCCUGGGCUUCGUCUUCUUCACCACCGCCUGCUUCCUGUACAAGCCCCUGUCGGGGUCUUCGGACGGCCUGGAGGCUUCUCUGCCCAGCCAGUCCUCAGCCUCCGACAACGCCACGAACCUUCAGGAAGCCCCCUCCGCCCUCCAGAUCCAGAACGACAUCUGACAGCCCACCCGCCAGCCCGGGGGCACGGGCCAGCCACGGCACUUCCCGGGAACACUAUCUAAUUUCUCCCCGGAAGGGGUGACCCCUCCCCGAUUGACGCCCAGCACUGAGGACCCCGCAAAAAUCUGCCACUGGGUCUGGGGGGACCGAGCCUCAAAGGCACCGAGGAGAAAGAAGGCAAGACGUCCGAAUGGACGCCCCUGCCCCAGCCCCCCAGACCUCGCCAGAGAGAGUGGAGUGACCAGCUCUGUGCCCGGAAGGAGUUGCCCAUUUUCCGGCCGGACGCAGGGCUGCCUCCCUCUGGUGCGCUCACACUCUGGCCCUCUCCCACGGACUUAGCCAAAUAGCAUCCCCUGGGGCCGCGGGAUCGCUCGGAAACAUGAACAGCUGUGCUUCUAAAGCAAGCUGUGCGAUUCCUACGUAACUCCGUGAGUAGUUACAAAAAGCGCGAAACCACCUGUGGACUUCGGGGAGACACUUCUGCCAUCCCUUCCUCUCUCCUUUGAACGGCGGAUGUUUGGAGCCGGUGGCUGCCCUGCGGUUUACAAGCUCUCUCGUCUCUGGAGACGUUAAGGCCGGUGAUGCUGGCGCUGUUGGAGCUGCUCCAUGGAAGGGACAAAGCACCCACCCCUGUGGGCGAGCUGGAGCCGGCGGUGCUCUGCGUGGGUCCACACCGUCCCGCGCACGGCCUGGCCCUGACUUCCUGUGUUUCUCCUGACGCGGAGGAGGCCGGUGGGCUGCCGUCCCCGGGGCACAUCCACGUGGAUCCCUCUCCUGCGUGUGUUCUAAGCCUACCGUCACCUCCUGUCCUUGGGGCCGCACAGCCCUGCAGCAGGACGGGAGCAAGUUGCAUAAGGAUGUAUUUAUGGACCCAUAUUUUGCAUAAACACUUAUUUAUAGAAUUUUUUUUUUUACCUGAUUGUGUGCUAAGCACUUGUGAAUUCUACCCGGAGGGCGUCGGGACUUGCGUGGAACGUUUAUUGUUGGUGUCCUCAGU